Molecule: messenger RNA, 1707 nt
Organism: Didymodactylos carnosus
Lineage: Eukaryota; Metazoa; Rotifera; Eurotatoria; Philodinida; Philodinidae
Source: the annotation of a GenBank genome assembly
AUGAUAAUUGUCGGUAUCAGUCAAGCUGAUGAUCGAUUCCAUCCACAAUAUCAUCUAAUGCCUGCUAACGAUUGGCUUAACGAUCCAAAUGGUCCCGUUUUUUACAAGGGUUAUUAUCAUAUGUUCUUUCAAUAUACUCCAAAUUCUUCGACAUCGGGAUUAAAGUAUUGGGGUCACGGUUACAGUGAAGAUAUGGUUCAUUGGACACGUUUGCCUAUAGCCAUUUCACCUGAUCAACCGUAUGAUAUAAAUGGCAUCUGGACUGGCAGUACAACAAUUGUUGAUGAUGUUCCAGUCAUUAUCUAUACUGGAAUUAAUGAAAAUAAUCAAGAAGUACAAUGCCAAGCACGUCCAGCUGAUGCUACAGAUCCGACUAUGACCGAAUGGAUCAAGUUUCCAAUGAACCCUCUAAUCACCAAUCCGAACGGACGUGAUCCAGCGACAGCAUUUCAAGAUGAUCAGAAUAACUAUUAUUUGAUUUAUGGAUUUGGAACAGAUGAACUGGGUGGUCAAGCAGUUUUAUUCACUUCCAGAGAUUUUACGAAUUGGACUUAUCUACAUCCGAUUCACAGCAAUCAUUAUGAUAACUUUUGGGAAUGUCCAGAUAUUUUCAACGUUUCCAACCGCGUCGUAAUGAAAGCAUCAUUACGCGGACAAGAUUUUUGGGCUGUCGGAGAGCUAGAUCCAGUCAAAAAAGUAUUUGUGCCACUUGCCGGUGAUCUGGGUGAAUAUACACAAUUGGUCGAUCAAGGCAAAUUCUAUGCAUCCAAAUCAUUCUAUGAUCCCAUUCACGAUCAACAAGUGAUCGUCGGUUGGAUAUCUGAAGAUGACAAUCAAGGUGAACAACGAGGUUGGCAAGGGUUGCUUUCACUACCACGGUCUAUUUUUCUCUCCGACGAUGGAUUGCAACUUCGUUCACAUCCAAUAGAAACUUUGCAAAUUCUACGAGAUGAAAAGAGUCACCGAUCUUUCCACAAUAUAGUUUUACCAUCGGUCGUCCCAUUCGAACUAGUUCCUGAUAUAAAAGGAAAUCAGAUCGAACUGAUAAUUAACUGGCAAUUUCCAGGGAAUCAAAAUUUGGAUUUUGGAUUGAGUGUUCUUUCGACAGCAGACGGUCGCCAACGAACGAGUAUUGGUGUGAUAACGAGAGUCAACACCAGCUUCAUGCCCAAUUGGGAUGUGCCGGGAUGGGAUUAUUUUAGUGUGCCCGCCAUUAAUAAUUCGACUGCUUGUCAACGCAGUUGUGAUCAAGAUAUCAAAUGUCACUCAUGGACCUUUGACAGCAGCAAAAAAAUAAACGAUAAUUGUUUUAUGAAAUCGGGCAUACCGCUUUUAGUGACAAACUCGGCGUGCACUUCAGGUGUAAAACAGCGAGAAACGAAUCAACAACUUGUCUGGAUCUACAUCAAUCGAUCAUUAUCACAACAAAAUCCGGCGGCAGGACGUUCACCACAUUAUGGCACAAUCUGGAUGAAGUCGGAAUCGUUGAAUAGCCAAUGGUUUCUUGGACUGCAUAUUUAUGUCGAUCAUUCGGUGAUCGAAGUUUUUGAACCAAAAGGUGGUCGUGUGGCAAUUACCGCUCGUGUUUAUCCGGAAGAAGACAGUGCAGAAAAUUUGGCAGUUUAUGUCAAUGAUGCAUCAGCAACUGAUCAGGAUAUUAUUAUUGAUACGCUCGACGUUUGGAUUCUGAACAAGAUUUGGACAUAA